This is a messenger RNA of Anopheles nili, 1410 nucleotides long. RefSeq names its product stromal interaction molecule homolog (gene Stim). Gene Ontology annotation, molecular function: protein binding; calcium channel regulator activity; calcium ion binding. Gene Ontology annotation, biological process: intracellular calcium ion homeostasis; activation of store-operated calcium channel activity; store-operated calcium entry. The coding region runs from base 25 to 1410 and encodes 461 amino acids. Lineage: Eukaryota; Metazoa; Arthropoda; Insecta; Diptera; Culicidae. The record is from RefSeq and is a predicted model, not a curated record. The transcript has 6 exons. Gene Ontology annotation, cellular component: endoplasmic reticulum; plasma membrane.
UCCUACACCGUUCUCAGCCAGGCGAUGUCCCAAGCCGUCCACCACGAGUUCGGAACGUACGGCAGCGGGGCGAUGAUCGGUGGCGAUGCCGGAGGUUCCUGCGCCAUCGAUGACAUUGACUGUCUGGCUCAUCACGACCAACUGGGCAUGGAAGCAAUUCGAUCGUUGCAUCGCCAGCUCGACGACGACGAUAACGGUGAUAUUGAUCUGACCGAAUCUGACGACUUCUUGCGAGAAGAACUCAAGUACGACUCUGGCUACGAGAAGCGGCACAAGGCGUUCCACUUCAACGACGACAUGCACAUAUCGGUGAAGGAACUGUGGGAAGCCUGGUUGCGCUCCGAGGUGCACAACUGGACGGUGGACCAAACGACGGAGUGGUUGGCGCAAAGCGUCCAGCUGCCACAAUACGUGCAUCUCUUCCGCCUGCACAAAGUCACCGGGAAGGUGUUGCCGCGGCUCGCGGUGAACAACAUGCACUACGUGAGCAAUGUGCUCGGCAUCAAGGAUCCCAUCCACAAGCAGAAGAUCGCCCUCAAGGCGAUGGAUGCGGUUCUGUUCGGUCCACCGCGCGAAACUGGCACGCGGUGGAAGGAUCUGCUGCUCGUCACGCUGCUGCUGACGGCGAUCAUAGGCAGCUGGUAUGCCUAUCAUCAGAACAAGAGCGCCAAAAUACACAUCCGGCGCAUGGCGAAGGACGUCGAGGGUCUGCUGAAGGCGGAAGUCGCACUGAAAGAGAUGCAGAAGGAGCUCGAGCAGGCACGCAUCGAGCAGGAGAACGUCGGGAAGGAGAAGAUGGACCUCGAACGGCGGCUCCGGGAAGCGCCCACGCUCUCCUCGUCCAGCUCCGAUCUGGAGCUGCAGCAGCUCAAGCAAGAGAUCGAGGUGCUGCGAUCCGAGCUGAACCGGGCCGAGGUGGAGAUUCACGAUCACUGUUGGACGCCCCCGCAGGGCCUCCAGAACUGGCUGCAGCUCACGUACGAGCUCGAGAACAAGCACCACAUCCGCAAGCGCAUUAUGGCGGAAAAGCAGCUCGAGCAGGCACGCGAAGCGUGUGAAAAGCUGCGCAAAAAGCGUUCGAGCCUGGUCGGUGCGUUCGUCUCGACGCACGGCAAAAGCAUCGAUGACGUCGAUCGCAGCAUCGUCGAGGCCCGGAAUGCCCUCAAUGACGUCACCAACGAUCUGCAGGAGCGGAUGCACCGAUGGAAGCAGAUCGAAACCAUGCUCGGGUUCAGCAUCGUCAACAACAGUGGCAUCGCGCACCUGGAGAACUUGCUCUACAACCGUAACGGUGUUGCCGGCAAAUCCUACCGAUCCCGUCUGUCGAGUAGUCAGGACGAUCUGGACGAUGAUUCCGUGCAAGGUAAGCCGAUCAGCUUUGACAAUUUUUCUAUGUUCGCGUCGGAAUAA